GACAACUUACAGUACACAUAUAGGUACACAGAUACAAAAUUACAACCUUGUGCUGUAGUUAUUAUUCUUGUUUAUGUCGUUUGUGUGCUUCCCGGCUCCGUAAACCGUUGUCACGUCUUGACAGCAUAUAGAAUAAAGAUUAAGUUGCUCGUCACUAUUCACUACUCAGAACUCUGUGGCUCAAUGACAUAUCAGCGAGUACUGAGUAGUGACAACUCUUCUGUUGUCAAAGGUUAAAUGAAACAUUUUGUCAUUUCGAUUAGUUUAUUUCCUAUAAACCGUAAUUUGUAGUAGAGUUCUUGCGCUGGCUAUACUCUUCAAUAUUAUAUAGUACAUACGCGAUAAAAAAAUAAAUUGAAAUAAUAAAAAUAAACUUAUUCAUCGAACAAUUAUUAUAUUGACCAGAAAUAUCAAUAUAUUCAAAAUUUGUCUAUUCUUUUUAAGUAAAGUUUAUUCAUUGUCAUAACUGUUAUGAAAUAUUGAAAUGAAUUAUGAAGUCUCAAUAUUAUCGCUGUGCAAUUAUAUUCUUAUUUCAACUCACAGUUUACAGCAUAGCCUCUCAAAACGACGAUGACCAUGUUGAUUUAUCACUCGCCAAACAGAAGCAAAAAUCAAUUGCAAAUAUGAAUAAUUCGACACAUCCCAGGAUGAUACGCCACGAAGGUGAUUUGGAACGUAUGGGCUCUGAACUCAAGACUUAUUGUUCAAGUAUGCCAUAUCCAAGUAUCAGUUGUCAUAUGAAUACGACAUGUGUGUAUGGAAAUCAAACAAUUGCUAUAUGCAAAGCUAAUGUGGAUUGUCUGGGAGAAAAUACUUUUGCUAAAAACUUGACUUGUCGGUUUUGUUAUCAGACAGAGUUCUGGGAAUAUAAGUGUGAGAAAAAAAUCUGUAAUUCUGCUGCUUCUCCUCCAACUUAUUACCGGACUAAUUGUACAGUGAACAGAGAUGUUUUGUGUUUGGGAAGAAGAACAUUUUUGAAAAGAUUGCGCUGCAAUUGGACUGGUGGCCAUCGGUGGUCGACUGCAUUAAUUUUAAGUAUCACUCUAGGAGGAUUCGGCAUAGAUAGGUUUUACUUGGGACAUUGGCAAGAAGGCAUAGGCAAACUGUUCAGUUUCGGAGGCCUUGGUGUUUGGACACUGAUUGAUGUAUUAUUAAUAUCUAUCAGAUACCUUGGUCCAGCAGAUGGUUCUCUAUACUUGUAAGAAAAUGUUAAAAUAUUGGUUUUUUUUUAAAUUUGCAAUAAAGUAUAAAAUGUAUAAUCAAAA
Acyrthosiphon pisum (pea aphid) is the source of this 1265-nucleotide messenger RNA. RefSeq names its product TM2 domain-containing protein 3 almondex (gene amx). NCBI's taxonomy places the organism in Eukaryota, Metazoa, Arthropoda, Insecta, Hemiptera, Aphididae. The record is from RefSeq and is marked provisional.